CAAGGUCAAAACUCCAGCGCAAUCCGGAUCAAUCAACGCCUUUCCAACCUCCAUCGGCUGCCUGGUUCUUCCUAUUCCGUCCACCAGAUCGCCUGCUUAGCAGAUCCAUCACGACAGCCCGCGUCGGACUAUCUUUUGAAGAGAGAGCAGAGGUCAGUCAGCCCGAUUCAUUAUUUCCCCUCAACCCCCACGCGCUUUACUACUCGAGCGACUUGCUCCUGUUGCGGCGGCACUGCUGCGAUGAACCAAAACCCUCGCAGAUGCCAUCGUUGUCGCACUAUUGCGAUUGACGAUGGCUACAGAACUGCUCGCAUCACAGCUGAUUUCCGCGACUCGCCCCUACCUGGAGCUUGUCGCGCGAAUGGAUGGGAAUACUUUUGAGAAUGCAAGCUACCAUUCACAAGUGUCGCGUCGCAACGAGGGAGACAAGAGAAAAAGCUUUGCAAUAUCCUAGAGGGUACAGAUACUAAACACAUAGUUUUUUUUAAACAGUGAAUUGAAGCCCGCCUCGAGCUCGAGGACUCACCGCUUGGUCGUGCAACGCAAUCGCGACGCGCUCCUGUGCAUGCACGAACUCGCACUACACAUUUCCAUUGACGCGCUUUCUUCUCGUCGCGAAGAGCCUUCGACGUCCUACGUCCACCUCCCGCUUCCCGUCGGGCAACGAGUCCUCACUUCAUUUCGACGCAAUCCGCUCGUCAACCUCUCGAAGUCUUUCCAGCUGAUGCUCAAUCGUACACCCGGAAACCCUGAAUAACUGGCCGUAUUGUGUCUUGCGCAGCAGUGUCGCGAAACGAAAUCGAUAGUCGUCGGCUUCACACAGACCACCCUAGGCACAUCUCGCCAUGACUUCGACGCAGGAAGGCGAGACGACCGAGGAAGAGAGAUUGAAGGUGGAGGAUCUUCAAGAGAGCAAACUAGAAGAUGACAGCAGAAUACAUGAAGUCGGCUUGCGGGAGGACCGACUACAAGAGGACGAUAUCCACGUAGACGACUUGAACGAUGACCGUAUACAAGAAGAGAGACUCCACGACGCAUCAGUGGAUGAGCGACCGGAGCACGAAUCACUGGAGCACGAGAGGCUGGAACACGAGAGACUGGAGAGCGAGAGGCUGGAGAGCGAGAGAAUGGACGAGGAGCGCAUCCCGACUUAUCCGUCUCCUUUGCCAGAGGAGCGACUUCAAGAAGCCGAUCGAAUGCAAAGCUAUCCUUCACCAUCGGCCGAAGCUCAAGACGGCGGUCCUUAUUAUCACCCGGCUACACGGGACGAUGAACCCCAAGACCAGCAACAGCCGCCGCCCACGCCACAGCAGCCCUCGUCUCACUCUGCCAGUGUGGAGGAGUUGCAGUUGGCUGCUCAGCUUGGCCAGGAUCUUGCAGCAGAGCCCAUGAUGCACGUCACAGAUCCAGGCAUGAACGUCGAGGACCCAAGUCUUCGUAGCAUCAUGCCCAAUCCUCAGUCCCAUUCUCAUUCGGAGCAACCUCAACCCCAACAACAACAGGCCCAGGCCCAGGCCCCGACCCAAGCCCAGAUACAAACGCAGACGCAGGCGCAGGCGCAGACGCAGGCUCAGACACAGGCUCAACAGCAUCAGCACCAGCACCAGCAUCCUCCUCACCAGCAUCCGCAUCAGCACCCUCAUCAGCCCCCUUCCCUCCCGCCUGCCUCUCGUUCUUACGUGCCCGAGGAGGCAUUGCCAGAGUCACUACAGCAACAUAUGCCCAUGUCCGUGCCCAUGGACCACCAUCAUCUUGCUCAACCAUAUGCCCUGGGUGACAGCACUCCGCCUAGGAAACGGUCAAAGGUGUCUCGCGCAUGUGAUGAGUGCCGGAGGAAGAAGGUCAAAUGCGAUGCCCAGUCAGAUGCUGGAGACAGCCCAUGCUCCAACUGCAAACGGUCUGGCAUCCGCUGCAUGUUCAGCCGUGUUCCUCAGAAGCGCGGGCCAAGCAAGGGAUACAUAAAAGAACUUGCCGACAGGAUCAACAGCAUUGAGGGCAAGUUGGAGAUCCAAAGUGAGUCAUUGCCACCCGAGUCAAUGGUAAACUGGACCUCUGCGGCAGCAAUGCUUAACUCCAUGUCAGGCCCUGGUGAGGACACCAGCCGGAAACGACCAUUCUCCAGCAUCUCCAGUACCGACAUCUCUACCCCAGUACCACAGAGACAGGUCGCCUGGGGUACCGAGCCUCGCCCUCUUCAGCCUAUAACAACACCGUCUGAUCGUUAUCAACCGUCCCCUUUCGCCACCAAUGGCUUGGCACCCCAGCCUAUGGCUCUGCCCAUUAAGAAUGACAUGCAGCCACGGCCUCCUAUUGCGUCAAUGGAUGGCCCUGUGGCUGACAUGCCUGAUAUCGAUCAGGCACGGGAUGUGGACGAAGAGGUUUUCAAUGGCUACCUGACCAUGAUUCAUCCUUACUUUCCCUUCCUGCCGAGCAGCAGGGUGCUGAUUCAAGAAUACUUGGCUCAGUGCCCCGGCCUUCUGCGGGAAGCGUUUGUAGAGGCUCUCUCGGGAACCAUUCACUCAUUCCCUUCAUUCCAGUCUGGCACCCCUGGAGAUGUCCGGCUCGCCCACACGCUAUUAGUAGAAUGGGAGGCUAGUGAUUCUACCUCUCGGACUGCCGUUGCGAACCUCGUUUUCCUCCAGACACUUCUCCUCAUGAUUAUUGAGGCUGACAUUCGACCAUUGGGCUCCAUCGGCGCACCCAAGGAAUCCCUAUUGGGCAGAGCGGUAGCGAGCGCCAACACCCUGAAGCUGUACCAGGCCAAGGCAGAUCUUUCCGAGGCUGAAGCAGGCCCAGAUAACGAAAGCCAGCUUCGUGUCAGGAUCUGGUGGUCGUUGGUCUUGCUCGACCGAUGGAAUGCUGUGGGUGCUGCGGUGCCUUCCUUGAUCCGAGAUGAGAGCGUGGUCCUGGCACCUGGCCUCAAGGCUGUCAUCGGCGAAGUGCCGUAUCUGCUGAUCCGUGCGUCCAAGUUCCUCAGCCGUGCGUCGUCCAUGAUUACCAACUUCCAAGAGCCACUCAACACAACCUUUGCGGACCGCAUGGUGGGCUCCUUUAUGGAUGCGUGGGUAGAAGACUUUCGUGAGGAUCUGCCUGCCCACAUCGAGCCCAACAUUUAUCCUGUUAUUCACCUUGUAUAUUGGCACUGCCGCUUGUUAGCAUAUCUUCUCAACCCAUCCGCCAAGUCGACCGAUGUCUUGUGGCCCGGUCAAGAGCUGAUCAACCUCCUGAUUGGCCAUUCGCAACUCAUCACGCCCUUGCACCAUCAUUUUACAGUUCUGGCGGUGCUCACAUUAGUCGAGCUGGCAAAGUUGGAUAAGACAAAGGAGGAGGCCACAAGGCUUCUUGGUGAAUUCCGAGACUCUUCACUUCCAGCUUCCGUCUUCGAUGGACUGGUUCGGGACAAGAUUGCUGAUCACCUUCGCCUCUCCACUAAUACUGCCGCAGCUCCAGCUCCAUCUGCUAUGGAGGCAGCUGCAAGCCAGGGGCUGCAGCAUCUAGCCGAUUUAGCAACUCUCUCAUCAGCUGCUGUGGAAAAGACAGAGGAGGCACCGACCUACCGCACUGCGCUCAGCUACGAAGACAUGGGCUUCGACCCUCGACCGUUACUGCUUAUUGGUUACCUCAAUGUUGUCCGCGCAACUCAACAAGCAGCUUAGGAACCUUCUCAUUUUGCGUGGAUCGAGCAACGGCAGGAGCGGCAGCUGCGUGAACAACAACAGCUAGCGCAGCAAAUGGCAGAUUGUCAGCAGCCACAGGAGGCGGGGAGUGUCGUGGAGUCCCAGCAGGUACUGCAUCAUUCACAGCAUGGAGAGGAAGAAUUGCAGGGGCAGGGGCACCCGCUGCUGCUGGAACAACAGCAGCUCCUUCAGCUGGAGCAUCAAGCUACUGAGCAGCGUAAUGCUCAACCGCCGAACACGGGCUUUCUGGGAUACUCAGAAGUGACUGGCAAAAAGCACUUUUGGUACUAUUGAAGAUGUUGACAGCGACAGUGGGCGAGUGCCUCUCUAUGUUGGAAGGAGAUCAAGUGUGGUUGCGCGAAAGGUCGAUAUGGAUCAACCAGGGUGUUUAUCCAUAUGGUUACCAUCCAUCAGUGGAAGAUACAGAUGCUUGCGACACCUAUCUGGGUGCUUUAGGAUCGGUGUAUUAAUAUGAAGUGUAAUGUACAAUUAGUUCUCUCUAUAAGCCGCA
This is a messenger RNA of Colletotrichum scovillei, 4188 nucleotides long. RefSeq lists its product as uncharacterized. NCBI's taxonomy places the organism in Eukaryota, Fungi, Ascomycota, Sordariomycetes, Glomerellales, Glomerellaceae. Gene Ontology annotation, molecular function: DNA-binding transcription factor activity, RNA polymerase II-specific; zinc ion binding. The coding region runs from base 846 to 3656 and encodes 936 amino acids. The transcript is spliced from 4 exons. Gene Ontology annotation, cellular component: nucleus. The record is from RefSeq and is a predicted model, not a curated record.